Molecule: messenger RNA, 1670 nt
Organism: Dendrobium catenatum
Lineage: Eukaryota; Viridiplantae; Streptophyta; Magnoliopsida; Asparagales; Orchidaceae
Product: E3 ubiquitin-protein ligase XB3
Exons: 8
Coding region: 110-1438 (442 amino acids)
Molecular function (GO): protein binding
Source: RefSeq, a predicted model, not a curated record
ACUCAUAAUCAUCGCACUCUCCUUCAUCUGACUGGCAGAGCAAGGCAACGUUAAACUACGCCGCCGGCCUGAGCGGUGGCAGCCGGCCACGGUGCCGGCGAAGACAACUAUGGGUCAGGGCCAGAGCUGCAUCAGAUACAGCCCCGAAUUCAAUUUCUUGAGAGCCGUACAGUUUGCAGAUCUGGAAGCCGUAGAGUUUUCUCUGACCAUAGACCCAGCCAUUCUCAACAGAACCACUUUCUAUGAUCGAUGCUCCGCUUCCCACAUCGCGGCUUCGAAUGGACACUUAGAGUUGCUUUCCUUGAUUCUGGGUCGAUCUGUGAACCCAGAUCUGCUAAACAGGCAUAAGCAGACUCCUUUGAUGUUGGCUGCAAUACACGGAAAAAUUGAAUGCGUACAGAAGUUAAUCGAAGCCGGAGCAAAUAUUUUGAAGUUUGAUUCGGUGCAUGGAAGAACUUGCUUGCAUUAUGCAGCCUACUACGGCAAUUCUGAUUGCUUGCAAACCAUUCUAUCUGCUGCCCAGUCUACAACCGUAGCUGAUUCAUGGGGUUUUGCUCGUUUCGUCAAUGUUAGCGAUGGGAGCGGCGCAACUCCUUUGCACCUAGCAGCAAGGCAAGGGCAUCGAUCAUGUGUUCGUAUACUAUUGAACAAUGGAGCUCUUGUAUGUGCUUUGACAGCCAGAUAUGGUUGCCCAGGGAGUAGCCCCCUUCAUUUGGCUGCUCGUGGAGGAUCUAUGGAUUGUGUUCGUGAAUUACUGUCCUGGGGUGCUGAUCGUCUUCAAAAAGAUGCAUCAGGGAGGAUACCGUACUUUGUUGCCUUGAAGAGAAGGCAUGGAGCUUGUGCUGCUCUGCUGAAUCCAGGAUCAGCAGAGCCACUGGUUUGGCCUUCUCCGUUGAAGUUUAUUAGUGAACUAAACGCUGAUGCAAAGGCUUUGCUUGAGGAAGCUCUCGUGGACGCAAACCGAGCAAGGGAGAAGAAUAUCCUCAAAGGCACGGCAUAUUCCUUUGCUUCUCCUGUCCAUCCUGAGGCUGAAAGAAAUGAAGACUACGAUGAUGAUGACGAUGAAUGCGCAUCUGAGGUCAAUGAGUAUGAGCUUUGCUGCAUAUGCUUUGAUCAAGCCUGCACCAUUGAAGUUCAGGAGUGUGGGCACCAAAUGUGCGCUCACUGCACUUUAGCUCUGUGUUGCCAUAACAGGCCCAACCCUACAACCUCUUCCCAAUCUGCACCAGUCUGCCCUUUUUGCCGGAGCAACAUUGUUCGACUGGUCGCCGCCAAGAGCAGCUCAAAUCCAGGAAAAGCCAGGCGCUCUCGAAACUUUACAGAAGGAAGCAGCAGCUUCAAAGGCUUGCCUACUACUGCUUUGACAACUAUAGGAAAAUUGGGAUCUCGUGGCUCUGAAAGAAUAGCUAUUAGCGGUGAUUUGCUUGAUAAGCCUUGAAAUAUAUGAAGAGGACGAGAGUUUUAAAUAAUGAGUCGUUAAGGGAAUUAAGCUACUUUGUAUCAUAAAUUUGGUUUGAAUGAGUAAUUCAUUUCGUCAUUCGAGUUGGUAUGAAAAAGCCUGUAAGAGUCUUUGGAUGUCAUGUGACUCUGUAUGAUUGAGCAAAGGUUAUCUUAUAAGACAUUUGCGUGGCUUUGGUAAUGUACUGGCUCUGACUCUGAUUUUUUUUUUU